Molecule: messenger RNA, 972 nt
Organism: Euleptes europaea (tarantolino)
Lineage: Eukaryota; Metazoa; Chordata; Lepidosauria; Squamata; Sphaerodactylidae
Product: olfactory receptor 14A16-like
Exons: 1
Coding region: 19-972 (317 amino acids)
Biological process (GO): G protein-coupled receptor signaling pathway
Cellular component (GO): membrane
Molecular function (GO): odorant binding; G protein-coupled receptor activity; olfactory receptor activity
Source: RefSeq, a predicted model, not a curated record
CUGGACACCGAGAGCAAAAUGUCAAACCUUACCUCCACAACUGAAUUUCUGGUCCUGGAAUUUUCAGACAUCCGAGAACUACAGAUCUUACACUUCUUUGUGUUCCUCACAGUAUACUUGACUGCAGUGACUGGCAACCUUCUCAUCAUCAUUGCUGUAGCCCUCGACCAUCGUCUUCACACCCCUAUGUACUUAUUCCUACUGAAUUUAGCCAUUCUGGACCUUGGCUCAAUUUCUGUCUUUAUACCCAAAGCUAUGGCCAAUUCCUUCCUGAACAGCAGGUCAAUUUCUUAUUCCGGAUGUGUAGCUCAAGUGUUCUUUUACUUUUUAUUUGAAGCGUCAGGUUUUGCUAUCCUAACAGUAAUGGCACAUGAUCGGUAUAUUGCUAUCUGCAAUCCAUUGCAAUAUGAGACAAUUAUACAUAAAGGAGCCUGCAUUGAGAUGGCUGUAAGUUCAUGGGUUACCGGGAUACUUUAUGCCAUAUUACACACCAGUGGCACUUUUUCCAUCACCUUCUGUUCCAACAUGAUUAAUCAAUUCUUCUGUGAAGUUCCACAGUUACUGAAACUCUCCUGUUCAGACUUAUAUCUAAUUGAAGUAGGAUUUGCUAUAUUUGGCUGUAUCAUAUCUGGAGGAUGUUUUAUCUACAUCAUUAUAACUUACAUACAGAUUUUUGCAACAGUGCUCAGAAUGCCUUCCGUGCACGGUAGGAAAAAAGCUCUCUCCACUUGCAUUCCUCACCUUACUGUAGUGUCUCUCCUUAUAUGUAGUGGAAUCUUUGCCUAUGCAAAGCCUCCCGGGAGCAGUUCUUCUGAGCUGAAUGUAAUUUGUGCUCUGAUUUAUUCUAUAUUACCUCCACUGAUGAAUCCAUUUAUCUAUAGCAUGAGGAACAAAGAAAUCCAGACGGCAUUGUUAAAGCUCAUUGAUUUGUUCAUUUUUCCAAAACUGGCUCCAGCAAAAUUCUUUUACUGA